Molecule: messenger RNA, 315 nt
Organism: Penicillium soppii
Lineage: Eukaryota; Fungi; Ascomycota; Eurotiomycetes; Eurotiales; Aspergillaceae
Exons: 2
Coding region: 1-315 (104 amino acids)
Source: RefSeq, a predicted model, not a curated record
AUGGAGCCUCUCGAAACAUCAGGCCAUGGGGUUCAUGCAAAAGGCAACAAGUCUCAGAACUAUCAACUCCAAGAAUCACAAAACGAUUCCCGGAGUAUGCAGGAUCCCCUUGAGCCCAGCUCCUCCGAUGUCGACGAACGAAUGACCUCAGCCCAGGACUUUAAAGACGCCAUUGAAAAAGGCAACAUCCUCGACGGGGAUAGCCUUCGCCACGCAAAGCCACAAUCCUCCACCGCCUACAACGAGCCCUCUAAAGAUGAUAUUGAUAUUUCCUGGAGACCGGAUCCGUCCGGCCAUCCCCGCAGGACCUUCUAG